CCAAUCCAUUAUUAUUAUUAUGAGUACCAUUGUUUCAGAGGGUGUCCGUCUCCCAAAUCCACACUAGAAGCCAGUUCCACAGCAGAGGGGCCUGAAAGCUGAAGGCUCAGCUUUCUGUUGUGCUUCUAAAUACUGUAGGAACCGCAAGUAAGCCUGCAGUGUGAGAGCAAAGUGCUCUAAUGGGAUAGUGUGAUGCUAUGAGAUCUUUAAGCUAUGAUGGGGCCUGAUCAGUCAAGACUCCUUCCUCUGUUCUUGUUUCACUGUGAUGUUACAAAGAUCUGUUUUGUGUCCCAGCCGAUCAGCAGGAGGAGAAGAGUCUGACGGAGCACCAGACGAACAUUUUCAACCAUUCGGACUCAGCUCAGCUGCUACAGUGGACAAAAAUGUCAUCAACACAAAAGGACCAACAUGGAGCGAGAAGUCAGCGCUCUCAGGAGGCCGACAAACCUCACGGAAGAAAGGAAGAGAAAACAUACAGUUGUGAUGAGUGUGGGAAGGAUUUUACCCAGUCUGGAAAUUUAAAAAAACACCAACUCAUGCACAGUGGAGUUAAAGCGCACAGCUGUGACUUGUGUGGAAAGUCUUUUACCCAUGCUGGAAGCUUUAAAAGACACCAAAUCAUGCACAGUGAAGUUAAACCAUACAACUGUGAUUUGUGUGGAAAGUCUUUUAACCGUCCUGGAAACUUAAAAACUCACCAACUCAUACACAGCGGAGUUAAAGCGUACAGCUGUGACUUGUGUGGAAAGUCUUUUACCCAGUCUGGAAAUUUAAAAAAACACCAACUCAUGCACAGUGGAGUUAAAACGUACAGCUGUGAGUUGUGUGGAAAGUCUUUUACCCAGGCUGGAAACUUAAAAAGACACCAACUCGUCCACAGUGGAGUUAAACCAUACAGCUGUGAGUUGUGUGGAAAGUCUUUUAACCGUCCUGGAAACUUAAAAACUCACCAACUCGUCCACAGUGGAGUUAAAGCGUACAGCUGUGAGUUGUGUGGAAAGUCUUUUAACCAGUCUGGAAGUUUAAAAACGCACCAACUCGUCCACAGUGGAGUUAAAGCGUACAGCUGUGACUUGUGUGGAAAGUCUUUUACCCACCCUGCAAGCUUAAAAACACACCAACUCAUGCACAGUGGAGUUAAAGCGUACAGCUGUCACAUUUGUGGAAAAACUUUCCGCUGGCUAGUCAGCCGAAACAUUCACCUACGCAUUCACACCAAAAAUGAUGUUUACUGCUGUGAUCAGUGUGGUAAAGCUUUUGUGACAUACAAAAACUUACAGCAGCACACGUUUACCCACACUGAGGAGAGACCUUAUAAAUGUGACCUGUGUGAGAAGACUUUUAAAUCUCCACAUUACCUCAAAUCACACCAAAAGAUUCACAGCAGAAAGAAACUCUAAAAGUGCAGUUACUGUGAGAAGUAGAGCGACACAGAUGGAUCCAGUUCUCAACCCUAUCGUCACUGUGGUAGUGGGAAAGAGUUUCUCUGUGGCUUUUGUGAAAAAGCUUUCAAUCAUCAAGAGAACCUAAACAACAUCAACUCAGACACACUGGAGACAAAACGAACUACUGCAAAGAAUGUGGGAGAGGCUUCCCUAAACCAAGUGAAUUAAACCAAAAUUAACUCUGUCACAUGGGGUCAAAAACCAUCUCUCAUUCACCACUGCGGAUCAUCUUAAAGUGCAUGGAAGAGUCCACACAGGAGAGAAACCAUACAAAUGCAGAAACUGGGAGAAAAGUGUCUCGCUGUCAGGAAGUCGUAACAAACAUGAACGUACAUACAUGGAGGGGAAACUACAGCUGUGACCAGUGUGACAAAUCAAAACAUUUCACACCCAUUGAUUUUGAAAACCUUCAAUAUGAACUAAAGCCAUCAACAGGAUGUGAAACGACCACUGAUGUGACUUUAUAUCCAAGAAAAAGAUAAAAACUCAAGCUGAUCUGGGUCUGGGUUGUACUUUGGUGUAUUACCACCUUAAACAGCUUGAUCUUUUUGUGGUUUCAUUGACUCAGUUAUGUCAGAUUUCCUCUCUGUCCUGGUCUGGAUGCUCAUCUGUAAAGAAGUAAAACUCGGAUGGUUCAGUGGUCUCUAGCAGCUGAUUAGUGAUCCAGCACUUCUGUGUAUCAUGCAGUUGUGCUUCUUUUCCUCUUGUGUCGACUCAGCUCAGUUACUCGGUUAGAGGGUUCCACAUAUACAAGAAUCCUUCCUGGAAUCAGUUUUUUGGUAUGACGUGUUCUUGGGAAGACGUCACACCACCACCACUGUGUCAGGCUGUUUCUGUGAUCUUCUUUUAAUGCCACGUGUAACGGGACUCAAAUCUCUCGAAAAACUACAGCUUCCGUCUCAUUUACCAGAUGUGAGAUGAGCCUUUCUGUUGUUGAAUCUCUCCCCCCAUUGAAUCUCUUAUUGCUGAAUCAUGACCUCUGACCUUAUCGAAGCUAAGUAAGGCCUGCAGGUCUUUAGAUGAUGAUCUGGGUUCUUCAGUGACCUCCUGGAUUAGUCAUCGAUGCACUCUUGCAGUAUUUCUAGUCAGCCAGUUGCUCCUGGGAGGCUUGAGUACUCUUCCAUUUUUCCUGUAGUGUGGAUAAUGGCUCGUAGUUCGCUUGAGUCCCAAAGCCUAAGAAAUGACUCUGUAACCUUUUCAUACUGAUGUCAGUGACUUUGUUUCUCUGCUGUUUCUUUUGAUCAUAGCAUGAUGUGCUGCUGUGUGAGGUCUUUCAGCCGGCUUCUAUACAUGGUCAGGUUGUUUUUCAUACCUUUUUACCCUUAACAAAUGAAACCAUUUACAGACUAUUUUCCACUGACCCAGGUAACCUUUGUCAUAUUUCUUUCCUUUUUGAUCAUCUGAAACAUUCAAAUGUUGAGUCCUUCAGGUGUAACCUUGACUGUUUUCCCAGUUGCAGCUUAAGCUAGGCUUAAUCCUUCCUUUUUAGACUACUGCUUAGCCACAACCAGCUGUGACAAUGUUUAUGGCUGGUUUGGUUAAAGUGCCAGUUUAGUAAAUAGGAGAGGGCUCUCAAUCCCAGCAGUGCAUAAAAACGUGAGUUCUCUGUCAUUGCUCACUUUCUGUAAGAAUGUCAUGGCCCUGGGUCUUUUGACCCAGCGUUUUGUGUUUUCUAUUAUUGUGAUGUAUUUUGGUUCUGGUUUUCUCUUUCUUUGGGUUUUGGUUCUGUUCUUCCCCAGUUUAGUAUUUAGGCUUUUCUGCCUGUGUAUUCCUGUGUCAAGUCCGGGUUUCUUAGUCUGUGUCUUUGCAUGUGUGAGUUCUUGUUUUAUUUUGUAGGUCUGUGUCUCUCGUCAGUGUUUCUAGUUUCACUCCUCUUGUCCCGUUAUGUCCAAUUACUCCCAGCCGUGCCUCCGUCUGUUUCAGGUCUGUUUUUUUGUUUAGCUCUUACCAGUUUAGGUUACUCCCUGGGGUCCGUUCUUCAUACCUCGCCUUUGUAAGUUAGCUGGAUUUGAUUGUUGACGAUUUCGCGUGAUCUUGGAUCGUUUGGUUCUCCGAAGCUCGUACGGGACUUGCUGUCAUAGUAACAGAUCCGUAAGCGUAAACCUGCUCGGGAGCAGGUUUACUUUAUGUAAACAGGAUUAGAUCGCGGCUACGCAGGUAU
Messenger RNA from Haplochromis burtoni (Burton's mouthbrooder), 3606 nucleotides. RefSeq names its product zinc finger protein 239. Gene Ontology annotation, biological process: negative regulation of transcription by RNA polymerase II. The transcript has 3 exons. The record is from RefSeq and is a predicted model, not a curated record. The coding region runs from base 384 to 1400 and encodes 338 amino acids. Gene Ontology annotation, molecular function: DNA-binding transcription repressor activity, RNA polymerase II-specific; RNA polymerase II cis-regulatory region sequence-specific DNA binding. Lineage: Eukaryota; Metazoa; Chordata; Actinopteri; Cichliformes; Cichlidae.